CAAUAAUUCCUAUUUUGAAAGCUUAAAAAUGUGAAGAAAUUAUUUGGAUUAAAUGCCAAGUCAAAAAUAAAUUCUAGUUUAGUGGAGAGAAUUAAGGUAAGGUUAAGGGUCAUAAGGAAACAUUCCUUUUAUAUAUCCCCAAAAAUAACAACCAACUAACUAAAUUCCCAUCAAAUUGAACCUAUAAAUUCUCCAUAAUCUCUACAACUCUAAUCUAAUCUAAUCUACAAAGGAAAAUAAAAAGUAGAAAAACAAAAGAUACAAGAGUAAAACAAUGGCAAAAUCUACCAUCAUACUUGUUUCAGCUCUUUGCUUUAUAUCACUCUUCCAUUUAGCAUCCUGCAAGGAUCAAUUCUUCGUGGAAGGCAAAGUGUAUUGUGACACUUGUCGUGUCCAAUUCUUCACUAAAGUCAGUAAAUUCCUUGAAGGUGCAACUGUGAAAUUGGAAUGCAAAGAAAUCGAAGGUGGGAGUGUGACAUUGGACAAAGAAGCAGUGACAGACAAAUCAGGAAAAUACAGUAUUGAAGCGGACGGAGAUCAUGAAGAAGAGGUUUGUGAGGUUUCUUUGAUGAAGAGUGUGGAUCCAGACUGCGAUGAGAUCUCUAAGGAAGGGUAUGGACAUACUUCUAGAGUCACCAUCACAAACAACAGUGGAAUCACCAAUCCCGUACGCCUUGCCAAUCCUCUCGCCUUUCUGAAGAAGGAGAAGCUUUCAGAAUGCAAGGAAGUUCUGAGAGAGCUCGGAUUUGAUGAAGAGGGCCUCCCCGUUUAAACUACCCCUCUCUUUUACUUAGCUUUUCUUUU
Molecule: messenger RNA, 804 nt
Organism: Cucumis sativus (cucumber)
Lineage: Eukaryota; Viridiplantae; Streptophyta; Magnoliopsida; Cucurbitales; Cucurbitaceae
Product: olee1-like protein
Exons: 2
Coding region: 275-772 (165 amino acids)
Source: RefSeq, a predicted model, not a curated record